CCUACUGCAAAAUGUGUAUUGCCUUGUUAAUUAAUUUUUAAGUUUUACGAAUAGUUUACCCAUUAUUAUAUAGUUCUUAAUAAUUCUUCGCUAUAUAUCGGCAUUCAUUUUUUACCAUUUUUUAAGUACAAUUUUCCAAUCAAAAUUUCGAAAGAGCCGUGUGUACCUCUCUAUUCUUUGUUGCUUUGAGCGAUUUUUGUCUUGUUUUCGUUGAUUUUUUAACCAGAAGGUCAGUAUGUCUGAAACGAAAGUCACUAGUGAAGAUAUAGAGUUGGCAUUCCAAAGGCUCAGAGCCAUGCCAGGAAAUAAGACUUGCUUUGACUGUGAUGCCAAAAAUCCAACAUGGUCCAGCAUCACGUAUGGUGUGUUUAUUUGCUUAGAUUGUUCUGCUGUACAUAGGAGUAUGGGUGUUCAUUUGACGUUUGUUAGAUCAACACAGCUGGAUACAAAUUGGACAUGGCUUCAACUAAGACAAAUGCAACUAGGUGGCAACGUAAAUGCUACUUCAUUCUUUAGACAACAUAACUGUAUGUCUAAAGAUGCCCAACAAAAGUAUAAUUCUAGAGCUGCUCAAUUAUAUAGAGAUAAAUUAUUGCAAAGUGCUAGACAGGCAAUGAAAGUUCAUGGAACUAAACUGUUUUUGGACCAAUCACAUAUCCACGAGACAGUUGAACCCAAGCAUGUUGAUUUCUUUGAACAACAUACUACUAGUGCUAAGGUUGCUUCAUUCAAUACAGAUAAUACUUUUGGUGACAAGUUUGUACCCUUUUUGGAUGAAAAACAAAAUAAUGGAGAUGUAUCACAUAUGAGAGAACCCAAAGUUCUUUCUAAUGUUGAGCAAAAGUCAAUUGAUCAGAAGUCUUUGUUAGGGGGCCGACAAGCACAUAGUAAAAAAUCUGGUUUAGGAGGUAAACGAUUAGGAUUAGGUGGUCAAAAAAUCCAUGCCAAUUUUGCUGACAUUGAGAAAGAAGCUGAAAUGGCAGACAAACUAAAAUUUAACAAACCUAAAAAAACAGAAAUUGUGGAAAAAGUGAACGAUGAAGAUCAAGAAACUCAGAUGUCGUCAAUGCGACUGGCUUAUCAAGAUUUGAGUAUUAAAAAAAAUAAAGAAGAAGAAAAACUAAAACAGAUUGAUCCUAAAAAAGCGGCCCAACUUGAACGAUUGGGCAUGGGAAGUACAUCAAAAAAUGUCGUUAGCCAUUCGGCCUUAAAUGAUAUGAUGACAUUAGAUAAAGAAGAAAAAAAACAGACGUCAUUAGACGCAAUUACUAAUGAAGAUAAAUUUUACGAUUGUUUUGAAGAAGCAAAAGCAGAAGUGUUACAAAUGAUCAGCAAAAAUCAUCAGCUUUCGAAUGAUAACUUUUUUGACUUUGACGAUUUUAAAAGAAGUGCAAAAACUACUACAACAGCACCCAAAGUUUAUGUUAUUAAAAACGAUUGGGACAAUGUUAAACCGGCAAAAAAAGUUACCAAAGAACCAGAGGUUGAUAGUUGGGACAAUACUGAAUCAUCCGGAAGGAGAACUAGUAGAAACAAUAGGAUGAGAAAUGCGGCUCCUGCUUCUACUCCUACAGAAAACAAUGAAGCCUCAAAAAAGUUUGGUGGAGCUAAAUCAAUAUCUUCUGCCCAAUAUUUCGGCAACAGUCAAACUUCAACCGAGAGUUCAAAUUUGUCACGUUUUGAAGGGAGCAAUAGUAUUUCAUCAGCUCAAUUAUUCGGCAGAGAAGAAACAACAGGAAUAGAUUCAUCUUAUCAAACACCAGAUUUAGAUGAAGUUAAAGAAAGCGUUAAACAAGGAGUUACAAAAGUAGCUGGGAAAUUGUCAUCUUUAGCUAAUGGUGUGAUGUCUUCUUUCCAGGAAAAAUAUGGUGGAUAUUAAUACUACAAUAACCACUCAAUGAAUAAUUCGGCUGUUACAUAUAAUUUCCAAUGAGUUACAGAUUAUUAUUAUGACAUUUAUACACUGCGUAUUAUAUAUUUUGUAAAAAUAUGUAUAUUUUUAAAUUAUAUACAUAGAAAUAAAUAUACAUAAUUAUUUUAAAUAAAAUAUUCCAGUAAUAAAAAAACAUGAAGGUUUAUUUUAACUCAUUUAAUUGUUUUCAUUUACACUAAUGUACAUUCUAAAUAUCAUUGUAAUUAAUAUUUUGUUUGCCAACUUUUUUAUAUCAUUAAAUGUUGAUAUCAUAUGAAGUUUUGAA
This is a messenger RNA of Adelges cooleyi (spruce gall adelgid), 2198 nucleotides long. It is a transcript of the gene ArfGAP3, whose product is annotated as ADP-ribosylation factor GTPase-activating protein 2. Gene Ontology annotation, biological process: COPI coating of Golgi vesicle. Gene Ontology annotation, molecular function: GTPase activator activity. Lineage: Eukaryota; Metazoa; Arthropoda; Insecta; Hemiptera; Adelgidae. The record is from RefSeq and is a predicted model, not a curated record. The transcript has 11 exons. Bases 236 to 1879 code for a protein of 547 amino acids.